This is a messenger RNA of Strongyloides ratti, 702 nucleotides long. Its product is annotated as TPM domain-containing protein. Gene Ontology annotation, cellular component: acetylcholine-gated channel complex. Lineage: Eukaryota; Metazoa; Nematoda; Chromadorea; Rhabditida; Strongyloididae. Bases 1 to 702 code for a protein of 233 amino acids. The record is from RefSeq and is a predicted model, not a curated record. The transcript is spliced from 4 exons.
AUGUUAAAUUUAAUGUUAAAGAUGAAAAUAUUUAUAUUUAUAUUAUAUUUUUUAAUAUCAUAUGUCAACUCAUCUACCUAUUCACCAUCCACUUAUCCUAAUCCCACUAAAGCUAAUGGAUUUAAAGAAUGUAACAUGAAAUCUAUAUCAAAUAUUUGUGAUCCAGAUGAAGUUUUGUCAUUUUCUGAUAGGUAUCGAUUAGAUUAUGAAUUAAGAAAGAUGAAUGAAAGAACUGCCGGAAGUAGUGGAUCACAUUGUUCAAUUUCUGGUGUUAAAGCUGUUCUUGUUAUAGCAUCAGAUGUAAAUCAAAAUUUUGCAGAUCAAUUAAAUAAAAAUUGGAAUCUUGAUGGUCAAUGUAAAAAAUCAGUUAUAUUUGUUUUAGAUUCAGGAACAAAUAGAUUAUAUUAUUCCACAGAAAGUGACAGUGGUGUUGAUACAGCACAAUUUUUGGCAAUAAUUGCAGGUAAUCAAAAUUUGUUACGUUCAGGAGAUUAUGCCAAAGGAUUACAAAAUAUUUUUAAACAAAUUGGUGGAGAAACAGGAACAUUUACUUCAUCACAAUCAACUACCAGUAAACCAAAAUCACUUUCAUCUUCAUCAUCAAGUAUAAAGAAUGCACUUGUUCCACCUGGAUCAAAAAGAGAAAAAGUUUUGAAUACAUUAGGAACAAUAUGGAAUGUUAUUAAUAAAAAUAAUGGAUAA